UGGAACUACAAUUUUGAAUUUCUUCGUGUGUCUGUCCUGUGAAAAGUACUGCAUUUAAAACUUUAAAAUUAAUGACUAAAGGGUAAAUUGUGUAUUGACAACGGUGUUUUCUGUUUGAGGAUUUUUGGUAUAAUAAGGCAGUUGAAAGGAAGAAGAAAACCAUAAAACAGGUAAUUUCAGCAUUCAAGAAAUGCAGAAGAAAGUAGUUGGGGGUGAACGGCACAUCUACGUAAAACCUAGCAAUGGACUGGAUCCUAGUGGUGCACGCAGGAAGUACCCCAAAGAAAAGCCUGUUCUGGAAAACAGAGAGAUGAGGAACAUCCCCAUAGCUCCAAGUCUAAGCCAGGAAAUCAGGAACAUUGCUGCACAGUCCAGUGGCGCUCUGACCAUCCAUGGCAAGCGAGGGAAGAAGAAGAACCAUCCCAUCAUUCCGACCCCCCUGCCGGAGAGUGCAGAAGGGGUGUAUGGAGAACCAGAACUACAUUCAGCUCUGAGGGUCAGUCAGGCCUUGUGGAAAGUGAGAGAUGAGGAGCCUGACCUAUCCAUGAUGCUCAAGGAGAAGCUCGAGUCUCCAAACACGGCUGCCAGGGUUAAGAAGCAGAGAGCAAAACGAGUGAACGUAUCUGGGUCACGACAAAUCUUCAAUGACCUAGUGUCAGUUGAUGUCAAAGAGCAAGAAUUAGCAGCCCAGUUUGAGGAUCAGCUCCAGAUGAGAGCAACAGCAGUCCAGCCUCGAGCCAGACCCCGUGACCCUGAACCACAGCUAAGUGAUUACCUCAACGUAGAAGAUUACAUCACCACCUGUCCCAUCACCAGCAUACAAGUGCACCCUCCGUUCAACAGUGUCAGGGCUCACAGAGUUGGGAGGGAAGAACUGUGUUGUUUGUAUGGUCAGCUGAUGGAGUGAGAAUUAUAGUGUGUGCAUGUGUAUGAGAGAGAGAGAGAGAGAGAGUG
This is a messenger RNA of Penaeus vannamei (Pacific white shrimp), 954 nucleotides long. RefSeq lists its product as uncharacterized. Gene Ontology annotation, molecular function: phosphatase binding. Gene Ontology annotation, cellular component: centriole. Gene Ontology annotation, biological process: positive regulation of cilium assembly; positive regulation of centriole elongation; negative regulation of phosphatase activity. The record is from RefSeq and is a predicted model, not a curated record. NCBI's taxonomy places the organism in Eukaryota, Metazoa, Arthropoda, Malacostraca, Decapoda, Penaeidae.